Molecule: messenger RNA, 774 nt
Organism: Lathyrus oleraceus (garden pea)
Lineage: Eukaryota; Viridiplantae; Streptophyta; Magnoliopsida; Fabales; Fabaceae
Product: structure-specific endonuclease subunit slx1
Exons: 3
Coding region: 148-651 (167 amino acids)
Source: RefSeq, a predicted model, not a curated record
AAUUUCUAUAAAAUCUAUAUAAUUGCUAGAUUUACACGGAGUAUAAUUUAUUCAGAUGAGAAUUUAUUCUUAUUAUUAUUCUACGAUUGUUGUUUUCAACAGAGCUGGCCGGGGAGGUUAAGAACCGCCAACGGUAAUGUUUGUUUGAUGAUGAGAACGCUAUCUCAGACAUUUCGCUCCGUCAAACGCCCAAUUCCAAACCCUAAAUUAUCUAAAUCAUCAUCUCCUACAAAAUCCGAAUUCAAAAUCAACGCCAAACCGAAGUCAGACCCAUGGUGUGUUUAUCUCAUUCUCUCCACCAACCUCCCAAUCAAAACCUACGUUGGCGUCACUACCAAUUUCCCUCGCCGUUUAAGACAGCAUAAUGGUGAACUCAAAGGUGGUGCAAAAGCUUCCCGUGCUGGAAGGCCAUGGGUAUGUGCAUGUAUUGUUUGUGGCUUUUCAGACCGAAGUGAAGCUUGUGUAUUUGAAUCAAAAUGGAAAGCUUUGACAAGGAGACUUCCACGCAAAAAUCAAAACGGCGAAUCCUCCAAGCAAAGCGAAGAUCCCUCACGCCCACUGCUGCAACACAGACAAGCAGCUUUAAAUAGAGUGAAAACCUCACUUGACUGCACAGACUUAGAAAUUAAUUGGCAUUUGGAUCCACUUUGAUUCAACUACCAUGAUGUAACUGUAAUAUAUUCAAAUGGCAAAACAUUGGCCAAAUAUCUAACACCAACUGUACCAUACACAAUUAUUGAUUUUUUUAAUAAAAGAUUUCUGUAUAUUUGAAAA